GGAAUAUUUAUUUACAAUUUUUUGUAUAUAAAAAAACAAUAGUCAAUAAAGAUUCAUCAAUUUGAGUAGAGAAGACAGAAUGAAGGCUUUCAGCCUGAUUUUGUUGGUGCUGGCUCUAGCGCAAUGGAGCAGUGGCUACAGAACUUAUCAAAGGCAAACUUCGAAUAGCUACAGUAGUUCGAGAACUUCUAGCGAUCAUACGGAGGAUUGCUGCUUGUUGAAUUCUUGGGCCUAUAGUCACAUGAAUGAAGUGCAUCAAUUUGCUAAUAGAUUGCGUCAAGAGUACAAUCAAAUGUCACAGGGAAGUAGUACGGGUUAUGUAGAUGAUCAUGUUACGCCUUGGAAUGAAAAUAUUAUAAAUCUGACUGGUAAAACCUCCACAGAAUUGGAUGCCUUGAGCCGUCGUUUAUGUGAGCAACUUGUUACCGAUAUGCGUAAAGGUUUGAUUACAUAUAACAAAAUAGCGCAACCCAACUUUUUUGAAUGGAAAGCAGCGCAAGCUUUGCAGAGCUAUGCCAAUCCUGAUGUAGAAGACUUUGGUCAACAGCAGGCUUUAGAUAUUGGACUUUAUCAGCCAGUUGAUUUAUCGAAUUUUGAUGAAGUUAAAAACUACGCAUAUCCCGCAGAAGUAAAGGUGAUUGAUGGAAAAACUUACGUUGUUCAGAAAAAUGAAACUGAAGCUCACAAAAUUGGCGAUGGUACAUUUGCAAAUCCACUCGUCACUGUAUUGAAGCGUAAUCGCACUACAAUCUCUACAAAUACGGUACCCGGAUAUAGUCCCAGUAUUUAUGAUAACAGUGCUGUGGUAAACAACUAUCCUACUAUUUAUGUACCUGGUGGUGGUUCAAGCACUACUACUGUUACACGUAAGAAAACUAUUUACGAUUGGGUGAAUAAGAAUAUGGAGCCUAGUGUUGUUGGCUAUAAUCCUGUGAUAAAUAUUGGUGGCGAAUGGGGUGCUAAUAUGGAAACUUAUAAACCACCAGUACAUAUUGGUGUUGAUAACAAUAAAAAUUUUGAUGCUGAAGUUUUCCAAGUGAAUUCUGGUGAUGUUUACCGCCCAAGCUAUAAUCCUGGUUCGACAGUAACGGUUACUCGAGUAAAUAAGACAAUAAUUUCACAUCCCGACGGCACAAAUACUGUACAUGGUUCUGAGGUGAAUAAAAAGUGGGUAGAUGGCAAACUGGUUAUAGAUACUGAGCGUCCAUUUGGUGAGUGGACGGUUCCACGCGAUGAAGCCUGGAAGCGUGAAGAACGUGAGCGUUUCUUCUGGUUCUUGUCCCAAGGUGCUACCACACCGCAAAGGCUUGAACAAUGGCAACGUCAGCAAGAGGAACGUUUGUUGGCAAUGGCUCAACGUUAUCAUACAACAGUUGAAGACAUACAAGAAUGGCAUCGCAAGGAGUUGGAACGCUAUCGUGUGUUAUGCAAUCAAUACCAAGCACAAAGCACUGACACUACUGCUUGGAAGCGACUGGAACGUGGACGUCUUGAUUGGUUAAUACAUCAAAACAGUAUUUCGAAAGAGGAAUUAGAACGUUGGCAACGUGAAAACCAAGACAAGUUAAUGCAAUUAGCGCGUCAAUAUAGAAUAUCGUUAACUGAGCUUAAAAAUUGGCAGAUUGAGGAACUUAAUCGCCUUUAUGUUUAUUUUAAUGACCAAAAUAACUCAAUGAUGGCUCGUCCAAAUUCGGAUUCUUUACGUACAAAUGAACAGGAACGUUUAAAUGAACUUAUACGUAAACAUAAUGAGUCCAUUUCAAACUUACAAAAAUCGAUACAAUUGGACCAACAAAAAUUGGUUGAAUUGUCAUUAAAGUAUCGUGGUAAUGUGCAGGAUAUGGAAAAAUGGCUCAAAGAAGAACUGGCUCGUAUAAACGGUGCAAUUACUGAGCAUCACAAUGAAAUGACACGUAUAUCAGAGUGGCAACGUUCUGAACGUGAGCGGUUGGAAGACAUUGUUAAACAUCAUCAAGGUUCUGUAGCUGAUAUCGAUGCACAAAUGGCACGUGAUCGCAAUUAUAUACAAGCGUUGGCAGCUAAGUAUCACGUAAGUAUUGAAGAUCUUGAGAAAUGGCAACGCUCUGAGCUUGAACGUUUGAAUAAAGAAGGACAAACAAAUUUGGAGUUGGGCAUAAAAGAAUGGCAGAAACGUGAACGAGAACAUCUGAUGUCUAUUGUUAGUAAAAAUGAUCUAACAAUCGAAGAAUUUCAAACACAAAUUAUGAGUGAUCGUGCACGUCUUGAGGAUUUGGCCAAAAUAUAUAAGAUACAAGUAUCUGAAGUUGAGAAUUGGAUUAAAAAUGAAAUCAAAAACUUCCAGUCACAAGGUUUGUUGAAAGAGGUUGAGAAGGAACUGGCAAUAUGGCAGCAAAAGGAACGCGACCGUCUACAGGCUAUAGUUAAGCAAAAUGAGCUCACUGUUGAGGAAUUACAAAAGAUGAUAAAAACCGAUCAGGGGCAUUUAUAUGCGCUUGCAAAUACGUAUCAUGUACGUGUUGAUGAAAUCGAGGAGUGGUUGAAGAAAGAAAUGCUACGCUUACAAGGUGAAGGUCUAAUUAAAGUGGAAGAUCUCAAGGAUUGGCAAAAACAGGAACGGGACAAAAUUUUAAAUAUUGUUCAACAAAAUAAAUUGACAAUUGAAGAAUUUGAGAAAAAACUAUUGGCUGAUAGGAAGCGCUUGCAAGAUCUCUCAAACAUGUACAAUGUAAAAAUAUCAGACAUUGAAGUAUGGAUCAAGAAAGAGGGUGAGCGUUUGCAGGGAUUAGGUUUAUUGCAAAUGCAGGAACAAUUAAAUAACUGGCAAAAAAUUGAACGUGAUCGCUUGUUAGCUCUUGUUAAGCAAAAUAAUUUGACUGUUCACGAAUUAGAAGAUAAAAUUAAAAAGGAUCAAGUGCAUCUGUACAGUUUGGCACACCAGCAUCAAGUGCGUGUUGAAGAGAUCGAAGAAUGGAUCAAAAACGAAAUAUUACGACUUCAACAAGAAGGUGUUGUAGAAAUGGAAAAACUGAAAGAUUGGCAAACUGAUUGGCGUGGAAAUUUGACAAAUUUGGUGCAAGAACGCGACUUCACAGUUGAAGAGUUUCACAAAUGGUUGCUUGAGGACCGUGCGCGUCUGCAGACAUUAGCAAUGCAACAUAACGUGCAAAUUGAAGAAAUUGAACAAUGGGUGCGUAAUGAAGAACAACGCUUUAUAGCGUUGGGACUGCUAAAACCAAAUGAGAAACUUACAAAUUGGCAAGAGGUUGAGCGUAGAUACUUGGAACGCAUUACACAAGAGCAAUAUCAUUCCACCGAACAGCUAGAGCAACGUCUGCGACAAGACCGUGAAUUGCUUGAGAAGCUUGCACGUGAUUACAGUGUACAAGUGGAAGAAAUUGAAAAAUGGAUGCAGAAGGAGUUGGCACGCUUACGUGAUGAUGGUCAAUUGCAAAUCGAUAAUCUAACUGCCUGGCAGAUUGCGGAACGCGAACGUUUAGAGAAAUUAAUUAAACAAAACAAACAAUGGAGUGCAACAGAGUUUGAGUUGGCAUUACGUAAGGAUCGAGAACAUAUGCAAAAAAUGGCAUUCCAAUACCACACAUCAGUUGAGGAAAUCGAAAAGUGGAUACAGUCUGAAGUGGGGCGUUUACAGCAGCAGGGCAAACUCAAUAUUGAACAGCUAACUGCUUGGCAAAAGGCAGAACAUGAACGCAUAUUAAAUCUGUUGCAACAGCAAUCUAUUAUUUCAGUUGAAGACUUCGAACGUAAGGUGCAGCAAGAUCGACGUUUUCUUAUGAACUUAGCUAAUCAAUAUCAUGUCAGUGUUAUUGAAGUUGAGGAGUAUAUUAAGAAAGUAAUCGAUGAUUUACGUGACAAAGGAAAAUUUGAAGUUGAGAAUUUGCAAACUUGGCAAUUUGUGGAACGUGACUAUAUAAAACAACUAUUGGAUCAGUACAAUAAUGAACUAACUACCAAACAGUUUGAAGAUAAGCUACUAACAGAUCGUGCUCAUCUCCAACAACUGGCAAAUCAGUAUAAAAUCAACGUCGAGCAAAUCGAAAAGUGGAUGAUUGAAGAGUUGCAACGUUUAAGGAAAAAUUCCGAAAAUCAUGUUAAAAACUUGUCUGUUUGGCAGGUUAGUGAGGCACAGCGUCUUAAAGAUUUGAUCCAGCAAAAUAAUCGCAUAAGUUAUGUUCAAUUUGAGAUGGAAUUGAUGAAGGAACGUGCACGCUUGCAGGAGCUUGCAAAUCAAUAUUCGUUGAGCGUUGAACAAAUCGAAACGUGGUUGAGACAACAAUUGCUCAAUUUGAAGACAAAAGGUGAGAUCCAAGUCGAAAACUUAACCAAGUGGCAGGAAGAUGAGCAAAAACGUUUAAUUGACAUGCUUUUACAGCAACAAAACAACGUCAGCUUUGAAGAGUUUGAAAUGCAAUUGCGACGUGAUAACCAGCAUCUGCAGCAACUGGCCAGACAAUACAGUGUAAGUGUGGAGCAAAUUGAGCGAUGGAUGCGUGAUGAGUUACAGCGAUUGAAAAAUUCAGGAUUGUUGCAAGUAGAAAAGUUGACUUAUUGGCAAAAAAUUGAACGCGAUCGCCUGCAAGAUUGGCUUAAACAACAAAACAAUGCAGCCACCUAUGAAGAUUUCACAGACUUUUUAAAGAGAGACAAAGAGCGAUUACAACGCAUUGCGAAUGACUAUCAUAUUACUGUCGAAGAGGUUGAGAGCUGGGUUCAACAAGAAGGUGCUAGGCUACAAAUUUUGGGAAUGGUCAAGCGUCCAGUUGAAAUUAUAUUUGUACCAAAUCAUAACACAGCUGAUGAAAUGUGGAAAGUACAUACACGGGCACACUUGGAAGCAGUUGCGCAAGUAAAGCCAAUGAGCUGGCAAGACUUCGAACGUUAUUUGACUGAGGAACGCAUACGUUGGGAACAAAUUGCUCGCACUUAUAAUAUAACUGUUGAAGAAAUCGAAAUGUGGUUACGCCAAUCAGCACAGGAGCUAUCAAAAAAAGGCUUAAUUAAUGGAAGUACGAUUAAAGAGGAGAAUUGGCAAGUUAAUGAAAAAUUAUAUAUACAAAAUUUGAUCAAAGAAAAACUUCGUCAACAACCACAGUUAAGUGUACAGGAAUUCGAACAGUUAUUUAAACAGGACCGUCCACAUUUAAUGCGUUUGGCAACUCAAUAUCAUGUGAAUAUUGAACAAAUAGAGACUUGGGUCAAACACCAAUUACCUCAGAUAUAUAGAGAAGUGCAUAUUAACCAUCCAUUUACUACAACCACCGAUGAAGAGAUGUGGAAAGUUCAAACUCGGGCUCAUUUGCAAGCUGUUGCACAGGUAAAACCGAUGAACUGGCAGCAAUUUGAAAACUAUCUGAAGGAGAAUCGCAUGCGUUGGGAACAAUUUGCCCGGCAGUAUAAUAUCACAGUAGAGGAAAUUGAGUUUUGGUUGCGUGACGUUGCGCAGAACUUAUCCAAAGAAGGUUUGAUACAUGGCACUGUUACUGAGGAAGAGUGGCAAUUCAAAGAGCAGGAUUACAUACAAAAAUUGAUAGACGAGAAGUAUCGCAAGCAGCAGCAAUGGUCUUUGGAAGAGUUAGAACGUCAGCUGAAGCUAGAUAUCGCACAUCUACAAAAUUUAGCCACACAAUAUCAUGUAACUGUAGAAGAAAUUGAGGCAUGGUAUAAACAAGAAUUGCAACGUUUAUUAGAUCAAAGAAAAAUUGUUACCGAGAAUUUAACAGACUGGCAAUCGAAGGAGAAGGACCGUUUGUAUUGGAUAGCAUUGCGUCAACCAGGUUUAACUCAAAGCAGUUUAGAAAAGCUAUUGUUGGAAGACAAACUUCGUUUAAAUACCUUAGCUGAUGAGUAUCAUGUAUCCAUUGAGGAAUUAGAAUAUUGGAUUAAAAACGAACUUCGUCGCUUGGUUAAUUUAGGUAUUUUGUUGGAUAAUACUUCUAAUAAUGCUUACAAUAGAUGGCAACAAGAGGAACGUGAGCGUUUGCGUACUAUAGUCGCUGAUAUUACUAUAACUGAAGAAGAACUGUUAGAAUUCAUAGCUGGUGAUCAUCAAUUCCAAUUGCAGUUGGCUAAAGUUUAUGGUUGCUCUCUGGAUCAACUAGCACCUUUCCAAAGAAUUGAAAUUGGUGUGAUGGAACGAGAAGGCUUAUUUGACCACACCAAAUUGCUUAAGUUGGAGCAUUGGCAAAAACGUGAACGUGAUCGUCUUUAUAGUUUGAUCAAGAAUCAAAACAUUUCGCUAAAGAACUUGAAAAAUUGGCAACGACAAGAUAUGUUAUUCAAUGAAUGGGCUGCUAAGUAUGGUAUCUCGGUGCAAGCAUUGAAGGAUUGGCAACUGAAAGAAUAUGAUCGCAUACAACAACUAGCUGAGCAUUACAAAAUGAGUUUGAGUCAAUUGCAACAAUUCCGUGAGAAAGAAAUAAUGUACCUAACAUAUAUUAUGCAUAAAAAGUUGAGCUCCGAAGCGGAACGUAUUCAAUGGGCUGAAAUCGAAGAAGCGCGCAUAAAGCAAUUAGAACACGAAACUGGCUUGACUGGUGAAGAACUCCUGGAAUGGCGCCGUAGAUUAUAUUUGCUUUGUCAAGGUUUGUUGCCAAUGAAUUUUGGUACUGGUGGUUAUGAAACUGGAAAGGGUUCUACAAAUGUUACAAAUGUGCCACAUCCAGUGAUCUCAAAGGAUCGUGGCGAUCAACCACCAAAUGUAUAUGACGAGAAAAUGGAUUUCGAUGAACCAGGUGUAGCUGGACAAGAACCAUUGUAUCCAUUGCCUUCUGCAGAAUUACGUGAACUUUCUACACGCCCGCCAGCGAUUCAAACUACUGUUAAUAUGCCCGGCAGUGGAGUACAAAGCGGUUACCGUUAUACUAAGAAAGAAUAUCAAUUCACAGUACCAGUAGGUGUAGCGAGUGCGACAGCAACCGCAGAUAGUAAUACAGCCUCUGCUAGUGCAAGUGUGGGUGGUGGCCAACAUUAUGGUCAAUACUCACAUCCAAGUAGGCAUUACAGCUUUAAUGGUAUGCAAUCUCAUGCACUUACUACUGAUGAAGGCCAACAACAACAGCAAGAAGAACAGGUUGAUGAUUUUGGACAACAACAACAAGUUGAGCUAGCUUGGAACGGUCAGUAUAAUGCACAUGAUAUUGGACAACAACAACAAGUGGAACUGGCUUGGAAUGGUCAAUACAACGCACAUAAUGCUGGACAACAACAACAGCAACUAGAGGACUAUGGACAGCAGCAAGUGCAGGUUGAAGAUCUAACCGGAACUUUCACAACAAAAGAGAAGGAAGCUAGUCAAAAGCAAGUUGUGACUGCUAAGUCGGAAAUUGAAGUAAAAGCAGAAGCUGAGCCUUCCGGUUUCUGGGGUAAACUUAAGCAGAAGACUACGGACAUUUUCGGUUAAUAUUUGUUAUCCUUCGUUAAUAACGAGUACAUCAAAAGACUUAAAUGCUCGCCAUAUUAUAUUUCUAGUUGCGGUUACCUAUUUAAUAGAUUAUAACAAUUUUUUUUUUUUACUUUUAAUAACGAAUA
Molecule: messenger RNA, 7530 nt
Organism: Teleopsis dalmanni
Lineage: Eukaryota; Metazoa; Arthropoda; Insecta; Diptera; Diopsidae
Product: tiggrin
Exons: 4
Coding region: 80-7402 (2440 amino acids)
Source: RefSeq, a predicted model, not a curated record